AUGAUUUACCGUCAUCUGGGAACUCUGUCCAAAACAUGGAAUCCAAGACUUGCCCCUGUUUCUAGUCGUUUGAAAAGUCCCCCGUUUACUGGGUUCUUGAAACCAUCGGGUCUUCUUCUUCAGUCAAAACCCCAAAGAUUUGAACUAUCCAGAAAUUGGGCUCCCCAGCCUCAUAAUCAACAUUCCCAUAGUUUGAGGAUGGCGUCAUUCUCUUUCUACUUCACCCCUUUAAAGGCUAUGGCCAUCACAGAAGCUGCAUCCUCCCCUUCGCUUCUGGUGCCUAGCGUGAUGCUUAAAACAGUUACCGCAGUCUUGUUCAUUGGGUUUCUGGCGUGGCUUUUCCAAGCAAUCCGGCCUCCACCUCCUCGAAUCUGUGGUUCUCCUGGUGGUCCACCAGUAACUGGACCAAGAAUUAAACUCAGAGAUGGAAGAUAUUUGGCUUAUUUGGAGUAUGGAGUUCCCAAAGAUUCAGCCAAAUACAAGGUUGUUUUAGUUCAUGGCUUCAGCGGCAGCAAGUAUGACGCUUCAAUUGCAACUGCGGAAGCCGUUCAAGAACUUGGUGUCUAUUUUGUAUCUUUUGAUAGACCUGGUUAUGGAGAAAGUGAUCCCGACCCAAAGCGAUCCGUUCGAAGUUUAGCACUCGAUAUAGAAGAUCUUGCUGAUCAGUUGGAACUGGGAUCAAAAUUUUAUGUCGUUGGGACCUCCAUGGGUGGACAAGCAGUUUGGGGUUGCCUCAAGUACAUCUCUCACAGGUUAGCUGGAGUUGCACUGAUUGUUCCAGUUGUCAAUUACCGGUGGCCUGGCUUCCCACCAAAGUUGUCCGCUGAAGCAUACUAUCAGCAGUAUCCUGAGGAUCAAUGGUCUCUUCGAGUUGCCUAUUACGCCCCUUGGCUCACCUACUGGUGGAACACUCAGAAAUUGUUUCCUUCCUCAAGUGUGGCAUCUGGAAGACCGACGUUAUCUCGCCAAGAUCUAGAACUCGUAUCCAAGCUUCGAGAUAGACCAACUCCAAUGGGAUAUCCAACACAACAAGGUCUAUAUGAGUCCUUUCAUAAGGAUAUGAAUGUUGGAUUUGGGAAGUGGGAAUUUAGUCCGAUGGAUCUUGAAGACCCUUUUCCUAAUGGUGAAGGUUCAAUUCAUUUGUGGCAAGGCGAUGAAGAUGGCCUGGUGCCUGUAACAUUGCAGCGGUACAUUGCUGAAAAGCUUCCAUGGAUACACUAUCAUGAGAUACCAGGGGCUGGGCACUUGCUUGGGUUAGCCGAUGACAACAAAGAGGCCAUCCUAAGAGCACUUCUAGAUGGGGGAAAAUAG
Messenger RNA from Oldenlandia corymbosa var. corymbosa, 1311 nucleotides. Lineage: Eukaryota; Viridiplantae; Streptophyta; Magnoliopsida; Gentianales; Rubiaceae. The record is from the annotation of a GenBank genome assembly.